Messenger RNA from Armigeres subalbatus, 1917 nucleotides. Its product is annotated as tektin-3-like. Lineage: Eukaryota; Metazoa; Arthropoda; Insecta; Diptera; Culicidae. Gene Ontology annotation, cellular component: microtubule cytoskeleton; nucleus. Bases 225 to 1805 code for a protein of 526 amino acids. The record is from RefSeq and is a predicted model, not a curated record. The transcript has 6 exons. Gene Ontology annotation, biological process: cilium movement involved in cell motility; cilium assembly.
CCAGUUGCCUAUGGGAUUCGCUGCGUGAAGGUACGAACCGAACGUGAUUGCGAUUGCGAUUUUACUUCCGAUACAAGAUCCAUUCUCGUACGAUGGUGGCGUGCCGGCGGCAAAUGUAACGAACAGUUUGCAGUUAAGCGUAGUGUGGUGUGUGCUGGAGUGUAAAUCCCUAUAGCUCCUAAGAGAGCCCGCCACUAGCUGCUAGUGGCCGAGCUGGCUCGAUAAUGCUGUGCUGGGAAGGAGCCAGUGAUUAUGACGCGUAUCCAUCCUCGCAGACUCUCCAUGCCGACACUUUCAUGCACUCCAGUCGGAAGUCAAGUGUGCCACUGCCUUGGAGUUCCACCACCCAUGCGACCCACAACAUGGAGCAGAUUUCCGGUCCACCGGCUCGGACCGGAACCUGCUACCAAACACCACGCUCGCACCCAUGGCGCCCAACAAUGGGCUAUGAAGCGGUCCAAGUAACGCCCUUGCACGAGCAACCAAUAACCAAUGCACUCGUAGCGUCUUCCUACUCACCAUCAGCAAUGUGUUCCGAUCCGGUAACGUUUCCCAACCUGGUCACCGGUUUCGAGCGAAAUCCCCAACAUGCGGCCCGAGCCGCGCUCUACACUCGCUACACGCCGAACGAGUGGACCACUUCAAACGUGACAACUUAUGCCGAGGCGGAUAAAAACAGGAAUUAUGCCGAAAAAGUCCGUUCCGAGGCCGUGCGUCUCAUGCGAGAAACGGACGAAAAAACGUCUCAGGGCCAGCGCGAUGCAGCCCGGCGUUUGGGCGAACGUAUUACGGAUAUUACCUUUUGGCGGAACGAAUUAACAACGGAACUGGAAAAACUAAUUGCCGAGUCGGCUCAGCUGACGGACACGAAACGCAACGUACAGAAGGCACUGCAAGAUCUGGAACCGCCUCUCCAUAUAGCACAGGAAUGCCUCUACCAUCGCGAGGGACGAAAAAGUAUAGAGCUGGUGCAUGACCAUGUGGAAAAAAGUUUGCUCGUCGAGGUGGACAACUUGCGUUCCUGCCAGGAAAAACUGUCUCAAUUGUUGGCUCGCAUCACCAAGCAAUUGGCAGAUUGUCGAGCGGCACAGCACUCGCUGGAGGACGACAUCAGUCACAAGGAAUCGGCUCUGGGGAUCGAUUCUUUGUGUCAUCAGCUGAAUAACUACAGCCGCGGGAUUAAUUACUAUGGUGGUAUUGAAAAAUAUGAUCCGACCGUUAGUACGCCCGGCACGUGGUCCGGCUCUAGCAGCACUCGCAUUAACAACUCGCACUCUGAACGCUCAAAAUCAUGCCAGCUGCGAAGCGAUGCCGAGUCCCUGAUCAACGCCGUGGCCACAUCCGUUUGGGAUUGCUGGAGCAACACCAACAAUGCGUUCAACAACCGGUCGUCGGAAAUGUUGGAGGCGAAGAGCAAAAUGCAACUGCACUUGCAUAAGACUCAACAGGAAAUAUUUGAUGUGGAAAAACACAUCGAGUUACUGCGGAAAGCAGUUAAUGACAAAUCCAAUCCAAUGAAAGUGGCGCAAACUCGAUUGGAGGCACGUGCUCAUCGUCCAGGCAUUGAAAUGUGUCGCGAUAAUGCCCAUCUGCGCUUGGUGGAGGAAGUCUGCAACAUUCAGGACUCGGUUGCAACGUUGCAUCGCAAGCUACAGGAAGCGGAAGCUCAGCACCAGCAGCUGCUGAAAACCAAAUCGCAACUAGAGCAUAAUCUUAAACUGAAAGUUGAUGCCCUGUUCAUUGAUCGAGAGAAGUGUAUGGGUCUACGGCGCUCAUUCCCUGUUAACAAUACCAUUAAAUAUUAAAACGUUUAUUACAAUUAUUUUCGCUCCAUCCGCUAAUCAUUCCAAACCGUACGUUACUGUUGCUCGAUAUAUUAGAUUCAAUAAAAUAGAAUUUGCUUGCUUUCCAAUAGGA